Messenger RNA from Orbicella faveolata, 1486 nucleotides. RefSeq names its product TP53-regulated inhibitor of apoptosis 1-like. Gene Ontology annotation, molecular function: phosphatidic acid transfer activity. NCBI's taxonomy places the organism in Eukaryota, Metazoa, Cnidaria, Anthozoa, Scleractinia, Merulinidae. Gene Ontology annotation, biological process: phospholipid translocation. Gene Ontology annotation, cellular component: cytosol; mitochondrial intermembrane space; nucleus. The record is from RefSeq and is a predicted model, not a curated record.
UCUUUUACUUACUUUUCGCACAGUCACGCCGUUUAACGUACGAAAAUCUGCGUUUAAUAGUAUCUUUUAGAGGAAUGAACAGUAUUGGAUCUGAGUGUAAUGACUUGAAGAAAGAAUACGAUUCUUGCUUCAAUGUUUGGUAUUCGGAAAGCUUCCUUAAGGGAGACUACAAAAGCGAUCCUUGCAGCGAACUGCUAAAGAACUACAGAACAUGUGUUUUGAAGGCCAUCAAGGAGAAAAAUAUAGAUCUUUCAGAUAUUGAAGCAGAUGUUCUUGGCACUGACAGGGAAAAGCAACCACCUCCAGAAAAAUAACUCCUCAAGUCAGAAGAUUUAUACACCAGCAUCAAAAGAAACUUUCCACUAGGAAGGUCACCAUAACAGAAGAAAAAUUUCAACUAGCAAGAUCAAGCAUUGGUUAACAAGGGGAGAGACAUUGAUGGAACUCUGCUCUCUACACUGGAGUUACAGUAAUGUCUAGUAUACAACAGCAUGGACCCUGUCAAAGGAAUCAUUUUUUCUUUGGAAGCUCCCUGCUCCUGUCUGCACAAAGAUAAAAAUUACAUAAAACUCUCUAUUUCGUGUCUUCACUGUUUUUAUUUGUUAUCGUAUAAGAAUCACAUAAAGCUAACAUGACCUGCCCAGACUGACUUCUCUGAAAAACUAAAAGAGUCAUCCUCCCUGGAGAAAGUAAAUGACUUCAGUGUAUGACAAGGGAGAACUGAAUGUCAACAACAAUCUUUUGUUGAAUUUGUGCUCUUUGAUUUACAUAUGGCUGUAUGAGAAAACUAUAUUGAUCAAGGUUUGAUACAAGAGAGCACAGCCACUUAGGAAUCAAUUGUGUAUCAUAUCAUGUCUUCUGGAGGCAGGUUCCUUUAUGAAGUUAUACAAAGCUAACUUUGGUGACACUUGCAUACCAUCUUGAAAUAUGCUCUGUAAACUUGAAAUUACAAUGAAGUGCUCAUUUAUUUAUAGUGUGAAAUCUUUCCAAAUGUUACACUAACCCAUCACCAUAUUACUUUUAUGGGCCAUACCUUUAACAAAUACUUCAAUAUUUUAUUUCUGCCUGGCACUUGAAAUCAAGUUGAGCUCAUAUUUGAUUUUUGGGUUUCUGUUAUUUUUGUAUUAAUAUGAUUUUAAGGUUGUUUUAUAAAUAACAUUUUCCAAAAAUUCAGAUAAACUUCUCACUCUAAUGACAUUUAUGUCACUGUAAUGUACCUGGAUCAUUAUGUGCAAUUUAAUUUAAAAGAUGCUAGUAAUUUGUUUCAAAGAAAAUCGUGCACUGUAAUUUAUGCAUGUUUUUAGAUCAUUUCAGUUCUGUAGUUAUUUAGGUAGAAUCCCAUAAAUCAUAAUCUAAUUAUUGUUCUAAAUCAUUAAUAAAAAAUAAUACAAUUGCUCGCUUGUUUUAGUUUAUCGUCUUACAAUGGACAUCUUAAUAUCAAUGACCUUGCUGUGCGGAAUGGAACCAUUUUGGUGUACAUUGGAUG